AUGGAUUCGCCGCCAUUCGAAAGUUUCAGCCGCGUGCUAAGCGAGACCAUAGGUCCGCUGUUUGUGAGUGCGAUCAUUGGCGGAGCGCUGCAAGGGGUCAUUGGUGGCCAGGCUAUCUACUAUUUCAAGUACAACAAGGCGGAUCCUCUGGUGAUGAAGUGUCUGGUGUUAUUCGUUUGGGUCUUGAACAUACUGCAUUAUUUUUUGGUUGUCGACGCGAUAUUCAUAUACACGGUCAACGGUCACGGCGACCCCUCUUCGGUUUCGAGAUUGACCUGGAGUGACAUCGCUAUCGUUCUUGUGAGCGAUACCGGUGACCUUGCAGUCAAAAGCAUAUUCUCGUAUCGUGUGUGGAGACUGAGCCGCCAGUGGUAUCUGAGUGUCGCCAUCAUGACCGGCGCUCUCGUCACGUUCUCAUUCAGUCUGUAUUUGACGAUCACAAUGAUCCAGUCACCCAGUGUAAUGCCCAAUGCCGUCGGUACGUUUGGUGCGCUCAUCACGCUCGCGAUUUCCGACAUCAUCAUGUCGGUCAUCCUGGCGAUGGUGUUCUGGAAGCGUCGUUCUGUAUUCCCGACUGUCAACCGCGUCCUUCGGAUGGUGAUUCUAUACAGCCUGGAAACGUCACUAGUAACCAGGUAA
This is a messenger RNA of Fomitopsis serialis, 639 nucleotides long. RefSeq lists its product as uncharacterized. The record is from RefSeq and is a predicted model, not a curated record. NCBI's taxonomy places the organism in Eukaryota, Fungi, Basidiomycota, Agaricomycetes, Polyporales, Fomitopsidaceae. The coding region runs from base 1 to 639 and encodes 212 amino acids. The transcript has 16 exons.